Dipodomys spectabilis (banner-tailed kangaroo rat) is the source of this 2593-nucleotide messenger RNA. It is a transcript of the gene Tprn, whose product is annotated as taperin. Lineage: Eukaryota; Metazoa; Chordata; Mammalia; Rodentia; Heteromyidae. Gene Ontology annotation, biological process: auditory receptor cell stereocilium organization; stereocilium maintenance; sensory perception of sound. Gene Ontology annotation, cellular component: stereocilium base. The record is from RefSeq and is a predicted model, not a curated record. The coding region runs from base 1 to 2184 and encodes 727 amino acids. Gene Ontology annotation, molecular function: phosphatase binding. The transcript is spliced from 4 exons.
AUGGCCAGCCUGGGGCGGCCGGGCCCCGCGCCGCGCGCCGCCAUGCCCGCCUGGAAGCGCGAGAUCCUGGAGCGGAGGCGGGCCAAGCUGGCCGCCCUGGGCGCGGGCCCCGGGCCCGGCGCGGCGUCGGCGGGGUCGGCCGAGCGGCUGGUGCUGGCGGACAGCCUGGGCCCGCUGCGCGAGAACCCGUUCAUGCGGCUGGAGUCGGAGCGGCGGCGCGGGGCGCGGCCGGCGCCGCCGCUGCUGGAGCUGUACCGCCGCGUGCCGGGCGUGCGCGCCAUCCGCGCCGACGGCAUCCUCAUCAUCGAGGCGGCGCCCGGCUUCGCGCCCGCCGCGCCGCCCGCCGCCGGCCUCCGCGCGGCCGAGGUGGUGGUGUACGAGGCGCCGCCGCCCGGGCGCGUCAGCCGCCUGCUGGAGAAGUUCGACCCGCCCGCCGCGCCGUGCCGCCGCGGGAGCCCGGAGCGCGCCCGCCCCGCGCCGCCGCCGCUCCCGCUGCCCGCGCCGCCGCCCGCCGGCCCGCGCGCGCCCCUCCGCCGGCCCGCGCGCGCGGCUCCGCCCGGGCCCCCCGGCGCUCCCGCGCCGCCCGCCGCCCCGCGACCCCCCAGCUCCGAGCCGGGGCGCCCCGGCGGCGGAGGGGACGCCGGGGACCGGCGCCGGGACUUCCUGCAGAAGACCGGCGCCAACUCCUUCACCGUCCACCCCCGGGGCCUGCCCCGCGGCCCGGACCGCCCGCCUCUGCGCGCGCCCGCGGGCCCCGAGCCCCACGCCGGCCCUGCCAACCCCGCGCCCGGCGAGUGGAAGCCAAAGGCAGUGUCGGGGGAGCCCGGCCUCCCUCCGCCCCCCAGCCCCGGGACCCCGAGUGCCACUCCAGUCGCGUCCCCCGCCGUCCCGGCGCCCAGCCCCGUCAGUGCCAGUCCCAGCCAGCGCCGGGGGGUCUCCGCCGCCACCAGCGCCAACGACGCCUUCGAGAUCAGGCCGGCCCCCAAGCCGGACUUGGAGACCAUCCCUCCAGGGGACCUCCAGGCCCGGGCCCUGGCCAGCCUCCGCGCGAACUCCCGGAACUCCUUCCUGUUCAUCCCCAAGCGCAAGGCCUCCGGGCACCCUCCCUCCGGGGGCAGGCAGUCCGCCGAGCUGCCAAAGGGAGAGGUGGGCCGGGCCUCUCAGCGCCAGAAGCUCGGAGGCCAGCUGGCGUCCGGAGGGGAUGGGGCGCCAGACCCUGAGAGGGGCCUCUCGGUGGUCCUGGGGCCAUGGCCGGCUCCCACCCUCACAGAUCGGGCUGCCGAAAGUCAGAGGCCAUCCUCCCCUCCCCUCUUCCUACCGGCCACCGCUGAAACGCAGCCCUCUGAGGGCUUGGCCAAGGACAGCCGGGAACCUGGGCGGCCAGGACUGCCGGUCACAUUCAUUGAUGAGGUGGACUCCGAAGAGGAAGCAUCCCCUCAAGAAGCCAAACUGCCCUGCUCAGGGGUUGGUGUAACUCUCCAGCACCACCUGCACCCCACCAGGCCUGGGCACCCAUUGGAACUCCAGCACCGAGGCAACAACACGUUCACAGUGGUGCCCAAGAGGAAGCCAGGGGCCUGUCAAGAACCACGAUUCAGCCAGGCCAAUGGGGAGUCCCAGCCAAGGGAGGCUGAGGAGGAGGAGGCUGCUGGCCCCUUGGGAUCCCAUGCUGCUCUGGAGAGCACCCUAAAGAAGCGCUACCCUACAGUGCACGAGAUUGAGGUGAUCGGUGGCUACCUGGCCUUGCAGAAGUCCUGCCUCACCAAGGCUGGUUCCUCAAGGAAGAAGAUGAAAAUCUCCUUCAAUGACAAGAGCCUGCAGACAACAUUUGAGUACCCUUCCGAGAGCUCCCUGGUACAGGAGGAAGAGGCAGAGGAGGAGGAGGAAGUGGAGGAGGAAGAAGAUGAAGAGGAACCUGGCUCAGAGGAGAAGCCCUUUUCUCUCUUCCUACCCCGAGCCACAUUUGUGAGCAGUGUGGGGCCUGAGAACCCCCGGCUCCCAGAUGGCAGCUCAGGCCUGUCCUGCUACACUCCAAAGCACUCCAUGGCCUUCAGCAGAUGGCAGGAGCAGACAGUGGUGCAGGUUCCCAGUGAGAUGGAGCCUCCAUUGAAAGAAGUCAUGCUCACACCUGCCAGUCAGAACGACCUCUCGGACUUCCGCAGUGAGCCAGCCCUCUAUUUCUGACGCCAGGACUGCCAAGUCAUAGCUGAGGGGGUGGCUGGGAGCCGAGGAGUCCUGUGCCCCUCCCCCCCACCCCCGUUCUUACCUUCAUCCUGGCUGUGCUCCACAUUUCUUCCUACCUGUGCUUACUCCUGCCGUUGGCUAGGUCUGUCUGACCCAUUCAGGAUCUCCAAGGAAAAGUGGGGAGGGCUGAAGUCCAUCCAGUGGCCUGUCUGUGACUAGGUGAGGGCCUGAGCAGACUUGCCCCAGACCAAGGUUGCCUCCCAGCCUCCUGUCGUCACAGGUGUUUCUGGGGCAAGGUGCUGUCUGCAGGACUCUAAUCCCACCCCGAUGGAUUUAGUCUACCCUUUGUGAUAAAUGGCAGGUUUGUUUCUUGCCUCUGAUGUUGGAUCCAAUAAACCGCAUUGGAUAA